Messenger RNA from Meloidogyne enterolobii, 313 nucleotides. The record is from the annotation of a GenBank genome assembly. NCBI's taxonomy places the organism in Eukaryota, Metazoa, Nematoda, Chromadorea, Rhabditida, Meloidogynidae.
AUGUUGGAUGCUCCGAGUUUAUUGGACGAUUUUUAUACAAAUUUAAUUGAUUGGAGUAAAGCAAAUGUUGUGGCUGUCACUUUGGGGAAUAAAAUUUUCCAAUGGAAUGCUGCAACUGGGGCGGUGGAUGAAUUGAAAGAUUUUGAGAAUUUGGAGGCUAAUCCAACAGUUGCAAAAUGGUCGAAAGAAGGGCAGUAUAUUGCUAUUGGAUUUUCUGAUGGGACUUUAAAGGUUUUUAAAUAUUUUAAAUUUUUGAGAAAUUGAUUAGUGGGACUUUUACACAUAUGUUGACAAGGAGAGGUUGCGAGGUGUC